This is a messenger RNA of Rangifer tarandus platyrhynchus (Svalbard reindeer), 927 nucleotides long. The record is from the annotation of a GenBank genome assembly. NCBI's taxonomy places the organism in Eukaryota, Metazoa, Chordata, Mammalia, Artiodactyla, Cervidae.
AUAGCUACUCAGAAAGCAUGUGGUUUGGCUCUGGCCAAGCUGGGCCAUGCAAAUGACAGAGUUAUUGUGCUGGAUGGUGAUACCAAGAACUCCACCUUUUCUGACACAUUCAAGAGAGAACACCCUGAGCGCUUCAUCGAGUGUUUUACUGCUGAGCAAAACAUGGUGAGCGUGGCACUGGGAUGUGUCACCCGUGGUCGCACCGUGGCUUUUGCUUGCACCUUCGCUGCCUUUUGGAUCCGAGCAUUUGAUCAGAUCCGGAUGGGAGCCAUCUCGCAAACCAACAUCAAUCUUAUUGGGUCCCACUGUGGGGUGUCCGUAGGUGAAGACGGCCCCUCCCAGAUGGCCCUAGAGGACCUAGCCAUGUUCCGAGCCAUUCCGAACUGCAAGAUUUUCUAUCCAAGUGAUGCCAUCUCGACAGAGCAUGCUGUUUUCCUGGCAGCCAAUACCAAGGGGAUGUGCUACAUUCGAACCAGUCGGCCAGAAACUGCAAUUAUUUACACCCCACAAGAAAGCUUUGAGAUUGGACAGGCGAAGGUCAUCCGUCAAAGUGUGAACGACAAGAUUACAGUUGUCGGAGCUGGAAUUACUUUGCACGAAGCCUUAGCUGCCGCUGAUGAUCUUUCCAAGCAAGAUAUUUCUAUCCGUGUCAUUGACCUGUUUACUAUUAAACCUCUGGAUGCUGCCACCAUCAUCUCCAAUGCAAAAGCCACAGGUGGCCAGAUUAUCACAGUGGAGGAUCACUACCCAGAAGGUGGCAUCGGGGAGGCCAUCUGUGCAGCCGUCUCCGUGGAGCCUGACAUCGUGGUCCAUCAGCUGGCAGUGUCAGGGGUCCCUCGGAGCGGGAAGCCCAGUGAUCUGCUGGAUAUGUUUGGAAUCAGUUCCAAACACAUCAUAUUGGCUGUGGAACGUAUUUUAAUGCAAUAG